This is a messenger RNA of Venturia canescens, 2592 nucleotides long. RefSeq lists its product as uncharacterized. Gene Ontology annotation, molecular function: chitin binding. The transcript is spliced from 10 exons. The record is from RefSeq and is a predicted model, not a curated record. NCBI's taxonomy places the organism in Eukaryota, Metazoa, Arthropoda, Insecta, Hymenoptera, Ichneumonidae. The coding region runs from base 340 to 2466 and encodes 708 amino acids. Gene Ontology annotation, cellular component: extracellular region.
CUCUACUUUGUAUGACUGUUCUUCGAGUGGAACGAAAUACCCCAAAAGGAAGAGAACCAAGUUUUCAUUUCGAAAAUAGAAAAAUAAACCUGUGCCGUUUGUUGAUUUGUUUUUUUUAUUAAAAAAAAAUAAAUUUUUUCAUCCAUUUUUGGAGGGAUCUCGAUCUAUUUUGUGACGAAAAGUGACGCGAGGGAAAUCUUGGAAUACCGGGUCGACCGAGCUCGUCCCGUGGAAGAAUGUGAUCGUCAGGUUUUGAGUAAAGAAGAAGAGGAGGGAGAAGAAGACGAGCCACGUUGAUGAUUUAAGUUUUUUGGGGGAAGAAAAACUUCACGUACGACCAUGAAGUCCUCCAAUUUAAGGUGGAUUUACCUUAUUUGCAUAAUUGAAGGGAUAUCCAACCAGGAAAUCACCCAAAAGCAACACAAACGACAAAUUUACAGAGAGCAGGUUCUGCCCGCUCUCGGGGGGAAAAUUCCUGAAGAAGCUUUCAGGACCGACAGAUUAGCGUUGAAUCGUUUGAACAAACAAGGAAUCACCGUUAUCGAUGGAGUUUUGUUGGAAGCGAGAGAAGAUGGGAAACAUCCUGAUAACGUGCGAUCCAAGCCCGAGAUUAUACAGGUUUACGUAACGCAAGAUUCUCGCUACGUGCCACCGGAAGGCCGGGCCCACAACGAUCGUCCAAAAUCGGUUGACACAACCUACGUGAUAAGGAAGCCGAUCUGCGGCCAUUGCGAUCACACUGAAAGGUCAAGAUUGAACGGAAUACCGACGUCGCUACCGGAACAGCGCAGUAACGAUCGCCAUCAGCACUCGAGACCCGGGACUCAAGUCAGAAUUCCCCAAAACACGGGCGGCUAUCGCGAGCCUGGAAUUUUUCCAGGCGCCAAAGCUGCUGCUCCGCCAUCUCGACAAGGCGCCGCGAAUCCUCAGAAGUCUCAAGGAUACGCAAAUUAUCAUCGGUUUUAUCCACCGGUCACGACCAACGGUUUGCUCCAGCAGCAACGCCAUUAUCAAACGAUUUACAAACCGAUCGUUACGCCUCUCGUUAUACCGGCUCGAGAAUUAACCUUCUCGAAAGGCAACAAUGUCUACCACAAAGUUAACGAGCAUCCUCCAUCUUGGCAACUGAAUUAUGACUGGCGGCCAUUUUAUCAACAAACGCCGAUCGUUCUGCAGGACAGUGGCGAUUUAUUUUUCAACUCCCAUCAGAUAUUCACGGAUUACGAAGGAUUUUUCAAUGGCUUCCACGGACGUUCGUAUCGUCACAUCGACCCAUUGAACAAAGGAAGCGAAAAGAUUUUUCUGAAAGACUCGAAAGGAGAGUCGGGGGAGAAAAAUAUUUUGAAUCUCGAGCAAAGAACUUCUGUUAAUGGUACCACCGGAAAAUGGAAAAUUCCGAAGUUUUCGUCCGUCUCGAAUGGAAAAUUAUUGACGACCUACACGGAUCUUCCGAGUAUACCGGAAACGAGUUUUUCCUGUUCAGGAAGAAAAGGGACUUUUGCUGACGUCGAAACGAAUUGUCAGGUAUUUCACGAGUGUUCCGGCUGGUCGAAAACGAGCUCACUUUGCCCCAUCGGAACUGCUUACAGCGUGUCGAAAAAACGGUGCGAAUGGUGGGAUACCGUGACUUGUGGAUCUGAAUACCCAGAGGGAGGCUGCUCUGCACUCGAGACGUAUGGACCUGGCGCAGUUACGGUUUACCUCAACGUCAAACUCUACUCGAUCAUGGCGGCGUCAACAGCUAAACUCACGAGCUACCGAGAUACCUUUUCGAUCAUUGCUAUUUUUUAUCUUGUGGGGUGUGAUGUAGCUAUGACGCAGGAUCAUCGAUUCAGGAUCAAUGUCUACGACGAUUAUCCUCAAGAGCAACCAACCCAGUACCAGAAUUAUCGCCAAUAUCAAUACGAAGAUCAGUAUGAAAAUCUGCAGGAUGAUCGUUAUCAGAAACCGCAGGUUGAUCGUUAUCAGAAACCACAGGAAGAUCGCUAUCAUAAUCGCUACGAGGAGCCUUAUCGACAACCUUAUCAACAAUACCAGGAACGUUAUCAACCUGUUUACAAAAAACCAGUUGAGCCUAAAAAAAAGUCUAAGGAGCAACAAGAUUUUUCGAAAAUUCCUGGCGUUCCCGGAGUCGACUUUCCGAUCUAUCAUACUGUACCACACACGAGCUUUUCGUGCUCCAAAGUUCCAUACCUUCCAGGCAUGUACGCCAACGUGGAAACUGGCUGUCAGGCCUAUCACACCUGCCACGAUGGUAGGGAAGGCGACCAAGGAGCAGCCUUCCUGUGCAGCAAUGGCACUCUCUUCAAUCAACACGAAUUUGCCUGUGAUUGGUGGUAUAACGUCAACUGCAACGAUGCUACGAAAUUAUACAAGUUGAACGGAGACGCGACGACAAAUCCUUUCGUCCCGAAAGCGAAGAAGGACGAGAUUCUCGCAGAGAGGUUGAAGAUCGUGGUAUUUUAAUGAAUUUUAAUACAGACCAAAAUCAGCGAUGAAAGAGGCUGUCAAAAGCUGUAAUUAAAUACGUAGUUCUCUGUACAUUUUGUAAAUUAUUAUUACAAAUAAACGAAAUUUUUUAUUCAAUCCUCA